AUGGUGGUGAGUGAAAAAGCUGCCUUAUACCCUCUCCCUCUCCCUCUAAGACCUCUCGGAAGAUACUCACAGCAUUGGCAUUUGGUAGUGGAGCUAGGGGAAUGGGAAGCUGCAUACGAAAAGGCCUCUGUUUUCGUAGCGAACCUAACCACUGCUCAAAAGGUAGCGCUUAUCACAGGCAGUAGCGUCGAGUCAACGAAAGCCAACUUCACUGCAUUUUACUUUCUUGAUGGCGAUAUGGGCUUACAAGACUUUUACUAUGUCUCCGCCUUCAGUUUAUCGUCUGCGCUUGCCAUGACCUGGGAUCGCGAUGCGAUUUACUCGCAAGCCAAAGCUGUAGGGUCGGAAUUCUACAACAAGGGCAUCCAAGUUGUUGCUGGACCCACAUCCCAGCCCCUGGGACGUACUGUUUGGGGCGGCCGCAACGUUGAAGGCUUUGGUCCAGAUCCUUAUCUCAAUGGUCUGGCUACUGGUCUCACCACCAAGGCAUACGUCGAUGCCGGCGUCAUUGCUGGCGGUAAACACUUCAUCUUUAAUGAACAAGAAACCAACCGUUCUGCCAGUGAUGCCACGGGGGCUCCGUAUUCAUCCAAUGUGGAUGACAAGGCUACUCAUGAAACCUAUCUCUGGCCCUUCUACGAUGCUGUGAAAAAUGGCCUCGGCGCUGUGAUGUGCGCUAUGAACAAGGUAAACGGCACGCUUGCCUGCGAAAACUCCGACCUUCUAAUGAAGACAUUGAAAACCGAACUGGGAUUUCCCGGGCUUGUCUGGCCUGAUUUCAACGCUCAGAGCUCGGCCAGUACUUCUGCGCUGGGUGGCGAAGACUAUGGGUCAAGUACAUACUGGAGUACAUCUACUAUCCAGAAACUUCUGUCGAAUGGAACUCUUUCUGAGGCGCGCUUUAACGAUAUGGCUAUCCGGAAUUUGAUGGCCUAUUAUUAUGUGCAUCUGGAUAAUGGCCUGCAGCCAACUACCAGACCAACAGACACUUAUGUGAAAGUUCGCGUCAAUCACUCCAAGCUUAUCCGUGAGAAUGGAGCCAAGUCCAUGGCUCUACUCAAAAACAAAAACGGUGCGCUGCCACUGAAGAGUCCUCACGUUAUGGGGAUCUUCGGUGCCCAUGCCGGCAGUGUUAUGGGUGGGCCCAAUGGUGCAAUCGAUGUGGAAGGCUCUGGUCCCACUUACCAAGGCCAUCUGGUUACCGGCUCAGGAUCUGGAAGGGGUUCAGUCCCGUACGUCAUAACGCCUUUGCAUGCUCUGACCGACAGAGCAUCACAAGAUGGGACUAUGCUGCGGUGGAUCUUGAAUGAUACCUAUACGAGUACUGACAGCUCUUCUCUGGUGGAUUCGAGCACGAUAUACACUAACAUUGAACCUUCUUACGCUAACUUUGCCACCGAAUCUUCGGUCUGCCUUGUCUUUCUCAAUGCUCUCGCCGGAGAAGGUGCUGAUCGGACAGAGUUAUAUAACUCAGAUCAGGAUAGUAUGGUCAUUCAUGUUGCAGACAAUUGCAACAAUACUAUUGUCAUCAUUAAUACUGUUGGGCCCCGACUGAUGGAACAAUGGAUUGAUCACGAUAACAUUACUGCGGUUCUAUAUGGUUCGCUGCUCGGACAGGAAUCGGGAAAUUCCAUCGUGGAUAUCCUUUACGGCGAUGUCAACCCCUCCGCCCGCCUGAUCCAUACUAUUGCCAAGAAUGAGAGCGACUAUAAUGUCGGCAUCUGUUAUACCGCCCAAUGCAACUUCACCGAGGGGGUUUACCUGGAUUACCGCUACUUCAAUAAGCACGACAUCACCCCGAGAUAUCCAUUUGGGCAUGGUCUGUCAUACACUACCUUCGAUUACUCCGACCUCCACAUCACGGCGCCCUCGUCAAUUAGCAAGGCUCCUCAGGGCAAGAAAAGCGUUGGUGGUCCCAGUGAUCUCUGGGAUAACGUGGCCUCAGUUUCCGUCUUGAUCACUAACAACGGCACCUUGGCCGGUGCAGAGGUGCCGCAGCUGUACAUCGAGUUUCCCGAGGCCGCUGACCAGCCAGUCCGGCAGCUUCGUGGGUUCGAGCGGGUCGAGAUUGAUGCUGGCGGUCACUCGUACGUCACAUUCGACCUUCGUCGCCGCGAUCUCUCAUACUGGGACGUCCUGGCUCAGGAGUGGCUCGUCGCCUCCGGCUCAUACAAUGUCUACGUUGGCGCGAGCUCACGCGAUCUGAGACUGAAUGGAACGUUCUCUUUGACUGUUACAGCCUAA
Aspergillus niger is the source of this 2244-nucleotide messenger RNA. RefSeq lists its product as uncharacterized. NCBI's taxonomy places the organism in Eukaryota, Fungi, Ascomycota, Eurotiomycetes, Eurotiales, Aspergillaceae. Gene Ontology annotation, biological process: glucan catabolic process. The coding region runs from base 1 to 2244 and encodes 747 amino acids. The transcript has 3 exons. The record is from RefSeq and is a predicted model, not a curated record. Gene Ontology annotation, molecular function: beta-glucosidase activity.